Molecule: messenger RNA, 4227 nt
Organism: Athene cunicularia (burrowing owl)
Lineage: Eukaryota; Metazoa; Chordata; Aves; Strigiformes; Strigidae
Gene: FHL3
Product: four and a half LIM domains 3
Exons: 6
Coding region: 3173-4012 (279 amino acids)
Biological process (GO): actin cytoskeleton organization
Cellular component (GO): nucleus; Z disc; stress fiber
Molecular function (GO): transcription coregulator activity; actin binding
Source: RefSeq, a predicted model, not a curated record
UCCUGCUGUGAUGGGGGAGCUGGGUUUAUGUGCGUCCUUUGAAUAAGGGAGGGGUCUGUCAGGCUGCGGGGGUCUCACGCCUGCCUGGCAAGGUAGAGUGCACAAACCCCAGGCUUGGCCCUUCCUCGCUUGAGAGCUGGAAGUGUCGUGGCAGUCCAUGCAGCCUCGGAAUGCCUUCCUCUGUUUCCCCACGGUCCAGUUCCCUGUUGGCAAUAAUUGCGUUUUCAGUUGACUUUUUACUUUUUCAUUUACUCAGUACACAGCCUGUGAGUGAAGGCCGUUGUGGUGAGAUCACAGUGAGAUCUGUAGUCUGCAGGGGGUUGUAAAGAGGUGAGGCAUCUACGUGGCUGUCAGGAGUGCCUAAAUUAUGGUAAAGGAAAGAAUGAGAUCGGGAGGGGAUCAAAAAAAUCUUUCUGUGUGUGAAGCCACGGUGGAGCGGUAGGGGUUGGGUUGUCCGUGUGUUCCUGUGAGGCGGUGCCGUUGGGUACUGUGUUGGGGUAUAAAAGCUGCUGAGGCGAACAGCAGGAGAGGUACUGGAGUUGUCUGGAUUUACAACUGGUUUAAGUGCUUGUGUGCUGCUCGCGUACGUCAUCGCUGUGUGGCUGAGGAUGGCUGACCUGCCGACGUCCUUUUGCAGUGGCUCUCUGCUUUCCCCCUGCAGGGCUGGCAGGCCCGUGGCUCUGAUGGGAUGGGGUGCUCUCGCACUCUGUCCUCCAGCCUCGUCUGUAGCAGGAUGGCAAGUGGUGAUAAAAGGUUGUUGAGAAACUGAGGGCUGAGAGCGUGAUAUGACAUUAAAAGUUUAAAGGCUGCUGGGCAAUAAUUACAUAAACGAUGCAGACAAGUCCAGAUCUAGGAACAGUUUUUCCUCUUUCAUCCCAAGCCAGUCAUGGCUCAUGCUGACAGCACACCUGGAAAUGAGGUAACUGAAUACUCUGCCCACACUGUUCAGAUUUGCUGGGGCUUGGGCACAGGCACAGCAUCUGUUUUUCUCUGCUCCUGGGCAACCUUUGUUCUCCUGCGGCCCAGAAGUCUCGCUGAUGAAAAGAGACAAGACAGGGCGCUUCUCUUCCUUUCUCGGGAAGGAUGCUCCUAAGCCACCCGUGGUGUGACUUUCCUGAGAAAUGCCCUUUCCAGAUGCGGAGAUCUUGCUGCUGUUGGAGCAUGAGGCGGAAAUACUUCCAGCGCUGCCUGAACAUGUUAUUUAGGUCAGUUGCAAGGAAGAUGGCAACAUGAAUCAGAAAGGGAGUUGGAAGAGGAGGAAAGUCAUUUGACAGCACCUUGACAUCCCCUGCCAGUGCAGGAUUUUUCUCUGCCAGCACAGAAGCAGCUGGAGAUCACAUUUUUUGCUUUCCGUGCUCUCUGUACACUCCUGUAACUGAGUAGCUGGACUGGAAAUGAUAGAGAAGGCUGCAGACAAAAGCCUUGCCUUUAUCACUCUGCAUCAGUGUACCUAUUUCCUGGUGUAUGAACUAAUCUGUCUGAAACAGAGAGACAGGGCAAGGUCUCCUCCUUAUCCCUCUGGAAAACAAGAUACAUCAGAAUAAUUGCUCUAACUGCGUCCAUUUGGGGUGAAUGAGUCUCCAGAAGAUGCUUUUGUGGAGGCAGAGUCAUCACAUUUUUGUGGCGACGGCUCGCUGGCAGGGCACUGGCCGAAGUCGCUGGGAUGAUUUUCCCACCAGGUAAUGGGCAGGCGGUGCCUGGGGCCCCGCGGCAGCACCCGGGAGCUGAGGGGUGCUCAGGGUGAAGCAGAGCCAACAGCCGGGGUGCGCUGGGCCGGCUCUUGGGCCGAAGGGAUCUCAGCGAUGGUGGGAAACCUCCGAAGAACGUCCCCUUGGGCAGGGCUUUGCCGAGCACUCUGCUUCCCUUCCCAGAGGAAGCAGCCUGAAUUUACCCGUAGAGACCUGUAGGCUAAAACAAAUUAUUCUUACGCAGUAGAAAACAUUGAGACCAACCUUAACUGAUGAAGCAAUUUGCCAGCUUUUAGCCUCAAGGUCCCUAGUCCCUCAGGGCUUUCCAGCGUAAUGACUUGGGUCGGUUUCCCAGAAAGAUUCCCUUGGAUAUGUGCUGUUGGCAAUGCUCUGGCUCAUUACUGGCCAUUUUAUUUUUCCAAGAGCCAGCUCUUGCUAGCUUCGUUCUCACAGUAUUGUUUUCUUUCUAGAAGAAGCUUUUGCUGGCUCUCCUAAACUAUCACAUGGGAAUUGCUUACUAGCUUAGAUUUAUUUUUUUUUGUUUUGACCCAAAGCUGCGCUUCGCUCCCCUCUGUAACACUGCCAACAUCAUUUCCAGUCUCUUUUAAGCAUAUGUUUUGCAAUAAUAUCUAAACUCUUGGCUCCAAAUAACUGCCUUACAGAGAGAUUAGUAUCUUUUAACAAAGGAAUUGAGAGGCAAAUAGCAAGAACAAAAGCAGGGUCUUGAGAUCCUGUAAGACUGUCCUGACCUUUCCCGAAGGCCUCAGCCUAGACUUCAGCAUUUAGCUCGCAGAUGGCAGAAAUCAGGGUGGACUUCAGUGUGCGCAGUCCUCUGCCCGGUCUCCGUGUUUGCACUGCACGUUGUUGCCAUCUGGGCUUGACGGGACUAUUCUUACGAUCUCCAGGGAGCCUUCUCUAGCAGAGCUCAUCUCUGAUGGAAGUCCUCUUUGGCUGACCUUGCACGGGGGCUAGUAUUAGCAGUGUGGAUUUUUGAGAUGUGACAGCAGCAUUCUUUGUAGGAAGAAAACUGUCUUGGGAAAUGUUUUGUCCUGGCUGGGAAAGAAGGUCUACCACUUGCCAGCUGUGUUCCCCAGGUGUCCAGCUAGGUACACGGUAUUAAACUAGAGAGUGAGUCAACAUUAACAUCGUAAAAACGUCAGGAGAAGGUGCUACGGGGUUGCAGAGGCCUUCAGAACCCGGCUGAAAAAUUGCUUUUGCUUUAGAUGCGAGAACUAGGGGUAGAGGUGGGAAGGAAGUUGUGCAGGGCCGCUCGGGACUUGGCAGCCGUGCUGGGAGCACGCCCCGGAUCUUCUGAUGUUCAAAACCUCCUCCUUGGUUCCGCGCGUGUCUGGGAGGCUGUGUCUGAUCCGCAGAAAUAAAGACCGGUGGUUACAGAAUUGGCACCUUCAGAAGUGACAUUUCUCUCCUAAUUAGCACGUUGCUCAAUUUGGGUUGCAGGUGAGGGAGGCCCCCAGACCGGCACCAUGACCGAGUGCUUCGACUGCGACAACUGCAAGGAGUCCCUGUACGGGCGCAAGUACAUCCAGAUGGACAACGGCCCGUACUGCAUCCCCUGCUACGACGCCCACUUUGCCAACACCUGCGACGAGUGCAAAGAGCUGAUCGGCCACGACUGCAGAGAGCUGUACUACGAGGAUCGCCAUUACCACGAGCACUGCUUCCGUUGCUUCCGCUGUGACCGCUCCCUGGCCGACGAGCCCUUCACCUGCCAAGGCGAGGAGCUGCUCUGCAACGACUGCUACUGCAGCGAGUUCUCCUCCAAAUGCAUUGCCUGCGAGAAGACAGUCAUGCCAGGAUCCCGUAAACUGGAGUACAACGGACAGACCUGGCACGAGCACUGCUUCAUCUGCAGCAGCUGCCAGCAGCCCAUCGGGUCACGAUCCUUCAUCCCAGACAAGAAGGAUUAUUACUGUGUCCCCUGUUACGAGAGCAAGUUCGCUCCUCGCUGCACUCGUUGCAAAAAGACCCUGACCAAGGGGGGAGUGACCUACCGCGACGAGCCGUGGCACAAGGAGUGUUUCGUCUGCACGGGCUGCAAGACCCCCCUGGCCGGGCAGCAGUUCACCUCCCAGGACGACAACCCCUACUGCAUCAAGUGCUUUGGGAACCUCUAUGCCAAGAAGUGCAGCGCCUGCACGAAGCCCAUCACAGGCUUUGGCGGGGGUAAAUACGUCUCCUUUGAGGACCGUCACUGGCACCACAAUUGCUUUAACUGCGCCCGCUGCAGCACCUCGCUGGUCGGGAAAGGCUUCAUCCCUGACAACGAUGAGAUCCUGUGCCGCGACUGCAGCAGCGACCUAUGAGGCUCCGAGGGCGCCGCGGGGCAGGGGCUUUCUCUACCCUUCAGGGCCCUUGUGCCAGACGCCCCGACAACACUCCAGGGGCAGGGCACAAGGCACAGGAGCUGGGGGCUGACCCCGAACCGCGGUGUGGUCAGGGGGUUCCUGUGCCCCUCCCUGAAGGCUAGAGUACGCUACACUAUGGCUCUGUGCAGAGUCAAAGCUAAAUAAAUUUGAAA